Molecule: messenger RNA, 1881 nt
Organism: Asparagus officinalis (garden asparagus)
Lineage: Eukaryota; Viridiplantae; Streptophyta; Magnoliopsida; Asparagales; Asparagaceae
Product: probable apyrase 6
Exons: 8
Coding region: 201-1715 (504 amino acids)
Biological process (GO): nucleoside diphosphate catabolic process
Cellular component (GO): membrane
Molecular function (GO): nucleoside diphosphate phosphatase activity
Source: RefSeq, a predicted model, not a curated record
CACACGCACGCAGCUCAGAGGCUUCAUAAAUUCCGCAUCCUCGCCGGAGACUGGAGGAGGAAGAGGAAGACACAGACCGAGAGAGAGUGGAUCCCACCUCAUUCCUCCCUCUCUCUCUCUCUCUCAUCUGUCAUCUUCUCUCUUCUUCCAAAAUCCGAACCCUAGAGCUACCCAAACCCUACUAAGAUCCCCACUCCCCAAUGGACUUCUCCAAGCUCCCAAGAAACCCUAGGUCCCCCAGGAAAACCCUAACACUCCUCCUCUCCGCCUCCUCCGCCAUCGCCGUCCUCAUCCUCCUCCUCUUCCCCUCUCGCUCUCCCCCAAAAUUCUCCAUCGUCAUCGACGCCGGCAGCACCGGGACCCGAAUCCACGUGUUCGGGUACAAGACCCGACCCGGAUCUGCGACCCCCUUCGAGAUUGAUCUCGGCUCGACGGCGGAGAUGAAGGUGAGGCCUGGGCUCUCGGCUUUUGCGGGGGAUCCGGGGAGAGCCGGGGAGUCGUUGAGGGAGUUGGUGGAGUUUGGGAGGGAGAGAGUGGGGAGGGGGAAUUUGGGGGAGACUGAGAUUAGGCUGAUGGCGACGGCCGGGUUGAGGAUGGUUGGUGAUGGGGUCAAAGAGAGGAUUUUGGAGAGUUGUAGGGGGGUUUUGAGGGGCUCGGGGUUUCGGUUCCGGGAUGAUUGGGCUAGCGUCAUAUCAGGCUCUGAUGAAGGCAUCUUCGCAUGGGUGGCUGCAAAUUAUGCCCUUGGUACUCUAGGAGGUGAUCCUUUGGAAACCACUGGGAUAAUGGAACUUGGUGGAGCUUCUGCUCAGGUAACAUUUGUUUCAAGUGAACCGCUGCCUUCUGAAUAUGCUCAUGUGGUUAAGUUUGGCGAGAACACCUAUAGCCUCUAUAGCAACAGCUUUCUUCAUUUUGGACAGAAUGUGGCAUAUCAUUCAGUACAGGAAUUGCUGAGCUUGAGAAGCCUGGAAUCAUCUACAGAAUCUACCCAGGGAGAAAUGUUUAUAGAUCCUUGCUCCCCCAAAGGCUAUUCACAUAAUUCAAUAUCAUUUAAUAACUCCGCUGGUGUUCUCAGUCCAAAGGUAGCUCAUGCAAGCGGCAACUUCUCAGGAUGUAGGUCUGCUGCAUUUACGCUGCUACAAAGAGAGAAAGAGCAAUGUGCAUAUCAGACAUGCCACUUGGGAUCAAUUUUCAUGCCUAAGCUACAAGGAAAGUUCUUAGCUACUGAAAACUUCUUCUACACAUCAGAGUUCUUUGAGCUGGGAUCUACACCAAUGCUAUCUGAUUUCAUGUCAGCCGGGCAACAAUUUUGUGGGGCAGAUUUGUUAGACCUCAAAAAGAAGUAUCAUUCUCUUGAUGACGAGGACUUCCCACGUUAUUGCUUCUCAUCGGCAUAUAUUGUGGCCCUAUUACACGACAGCUUUGGAAUGUCUUUGGAAGAUGACAGCAGGAUCUCAUUCGUGAAUCAAAUAGGCAACUUCCAACUUGAUUGGGCCUUGGGAGCAUUCAUCAUGCAAAGACUAUCAAAUCCGACCAGAGAUCAUUCAGAUUGGAUCUAUCUGCUUCGAGAAAAUUCAGUGACAGCUCUCUCUAUCGUUCUCCUCUCUGCUCUGUUGAUAUUUGCAGCAUGGUCGGUAUUGAGAUGGAGGAAACCUCAAACGAAGACUGUAUACGACUUGGAAAAAGGGCGAUAUAUAAUUACUCGUGUCAACCGAUGAACUUUGUUGUGGGACAUUGUAAUUUAUAUGUAUCAUUAUUGUUAUUAUCUAUUCAAUUCUUUUCUGUUCUUAAGUUCUUCAAUGAGUAAUUUGAGGGCCUCCGUGUAUAUGCAUUCAACUAGGCGGUCAAUGGAAGAGCCUGCUCAUGCAAAAUAUUGUUUCAUCA